Molecule: messenger RNA, 597 nt
Organism: Chionomys nivalis (European snow vole)
Lineage: Eukaryota; Metazoa; Chordata; Mammalia; Rodentia; Cricetidae
Gene: Ccl22
Product: C-C motif chemokine ligand 22
Exons: 3
Coding region: 11-289 (92 amino acids)
Biological process (GO): neutrophil chemotaxis; cellular response to interleukin-1; G protein-coupled receptor signaling pathway
Cellular component (GO): extracellular region
Molecular function (GO): chemokine activity; CCR chemokine receptor binding
Source: RefSeq, a predicted model, not a curated record
UAGAUUCAGCAUGGCCGGCCUGCGGACUCUGCUCCUCGUAACUCUCGUUCUUCUCGCUGUGGUCAUUCAGACGCCUGAUGCAGCUCCCUACGGUACCAACGUGGAAGACAGCAUCUGCUGCCAGGACUACAUGCGUCACCCCCUGCCAUCACGUGUAGUGAAGGAAUACUUCUGGACCUCCAAAUCCUGCCGCAAGCCUGGCAUUGUAUUGAUAACCAUCAAGAACCGGGACAUCUGUGCUGACCCCAGGAUGCCCUGGGUGAAGAGACUUCUCCAUAAGCUGGCCUAGUGAGGAGGGCCUGAUGACCAUGGGCGUGGCCACUCCCGCUGCCAUUUCUACAAGAAAGCUGCCAACGAUGCUACCCUCACUCACCUCCAUGUCCUGGACUGUCGCCCUGUCAGGCCUCUGGUCCCUCCACGUCCCCUGCAACCCCUCUAACCCAUCCUCUUCACAUGGCAGCUGAGGGAGCACGUUCAGGCCAGCCCUUUCCCAGAAUCCCCUCCCGUUGCUUUAGAUGAGGCCACACCCUUGCUUUGGUGCCCUGGUCCUGCAGCUCUGGCUGCCUUCCCUCUCCCCAGCCUAGGGAAGACCCAAAU